This is a messenger RNA of Podospora pseudocomata, 2187 nucleotides long. RefSeq lists its product as uncharacterized. Bases 1 to 2187 code for a protein of 728 amino acids. The transcript is spliced from 2 exons. The record is from RefSeq and is a predicted model, not a curated record. Lineage: Eukaryota; Fungi; Ascomycota; Sordariomycetes; Sordariales; Podosporaceae.
AUGGCAAACGAACACCUCACAGUCGAUCCGGACGAGGACAACGUGCCUCUGAUGAAGAGCCCUGUUGUCCGCGUCAAGUCUUUUCCCAAGGAAAACCCAUCGCCAGCCGACGGUCAAGGGGGCAAACCCAAUCUCGAAAGCCUCGGUUGGAGGGAGUCGGACGAUGAUCACCCAGAGUUUGAGAAGCACGCCGAAGCGACGAAUAUCGAGGUCUUUUACGACCUCUUUUUUGCUGCAAUUCUGUGCGUUUUUGCAGAGGUGCAAGAUGUGACCAACUUGCAGCAGCUCAACAGCUUCAUCGCUUACUUUGUGCUGUUGUGGCUGGGCAGUUGGGCUCUAUUGGGCCUCUUCGAUGUCCGCUUCAUAACGGAUAGUAUUUUUGAACGAUCCAUACGAGCGGUGCAUUUUGGUGUCAUGGUUGGCUUCGCAGUUGUUGCACCAACGUGGUCCCUAUACGAAAAUAAAUCCCAGACAUACCGAACCCUCUCCCUUAUCCUCAUGGCGUCUCGGCUUGCCAUGGCCUCACAAUACGGAUCCAUCAUGUGGCACAUUCGAAGAUUCAAGAAAACCAGGCUACCCAUGGGGAUGAUGGUGGCAUUAAAUCUUGUUUCUGCCAUCAUCUAUCUCGGCGUUGCAUUUGCCUUCAAGGACGGCACAGACAGCAAGCUAUACGCCAUUUGGUUCAUCAUGGUUGGCCUGGAGACCCUCAUCACCAUUCUCUUAUCCCUUAAGUUUCAAGUUCUGAGCUUCUCAGGCACGCAUAUCGUCUCCCGCAUGUCGCUUCUCAGCUACAUCUUCAUGGGCGAAGGGAUUAUCACCGUCCUGAGCGCCGUCACCAAGGUUGUGAUAAAUCACAAUUCGUGGACAAGCGCGACAAUAGGCAACGUGGCCGCGGGAAUCUCCAACCUCUACCUCAUUUACAUGAUCUACUUUGACUGGAGGAGGAACCUGAGGAUGCCGCUUUAUAGAGAGCUUCUGUGGUCAUUCCUCCAUUUCCCCUUCCACCUCUUUUUAAAGCUUUUCAUCCUCGGCUCAUCGCAGUUUGUCAUCUGGUGGAAAGUUAUCGAAACUUAUCUCUCUACCAACAAGAUGUUCAUGACCGCCUUGAAGGCAGGGGAUGACCCCGGCUUUAAUGUCACCACAUCGUGGUUCGUCUCAACCAUCAACGGAACUCUCAACGAGGUGUUUCAGCUCUACAGGCCAAAAUAUGAUGUAACCCCUCAAUCGAUCAGCGAUGGGUUGGCAUUGCUCAUGGAAAUCCCCGAUGACUUCUGGGCCACAGUCCAGGAUUUACCAGAAGAGGAAUUCUUGAAUAAUGAAACAGUCAGCCACAUCACCAACGCCUUGACGGAACUGCUUACUGCUAUGCAGAACUCACUCUUUGCAACAUUCAAUGUCAACGGAUACUCGGCCUUUGAAGGUAGCGACGAGGUUUUCAAAAACGCUGCGGAACUAGAGGAACGGGUUUGGGAGCUGAACUGGGGCAAGUUCAAGCUCGUUUUCACCUACGCCUACGUCGCCGCGGGGCUCACACUCAUCACGAUGAACCUCCUCUACAUCGUCUCUCGCAACGGAGGCUGGACUCCCUUCAACUACGUCCGCAAAGGUCUCAACUUCCUCAUUGGCGUCGGCCUUUGCCUGGUCACGUUGAUAACCCUCAACACAGAGCAGGUCCUUCAACUCUGGGGGACACCCUGGCCGUUGCCGAUUCUUGUCAUUACCCUCUUUGUCGUUCUCAUCCUCAACCAUCUGCCUCAACCACCACCGAUUUUCUUCAAUGGAGCCAACACAAAGCGCCUGGGUGGUGACAAGCGGAAGAAGCAGAAGACCGGGUGGGGUGUUGUCAGGCAGAUGGGCUUCAGAACUGGAGCUGCGCCGGCUGAGAAGGAUACCGGGUAUCCAGGUGCUGGGUCUGCUCACCCACAGGAAGGGUAUCAAGCGCCUGCGCCGGGGUACCAGCAGCAGGACUCGCCGGUGGUUUCCGGGCAACAACGCCAAUAUGAGCAGCAAUAUCUCCAACAGCAGCAGCAGCAGCAGCAACAAGUAUAUUCUCAACAACAGCCACAGUAUCAAGAGGUAGAUAUUGCAGGAUAUCCCGAGCGACAGCAGUAUCAUCAAGGAUAUCAGCAUCACCAACAGCAGCAAGGUCAAGGAUAUGGACAGGCUCCGUAUCAGCAGGGCUAUUGA